AUGACGAGCCGUCAGCGUGUCCAACCUGUUCUAGCCUGCGCUAGAUGCUAUUCGCUAAAGAAGAAGUGCGACAAGAAGUUGCCUUCCUGCUCUCGAUGCAUCAUAGCAGGUAAAGAGUGUGUAGGCAUUAACCGGCAUAGCCGCAAAGAAGUCCCACGAAGUGUGCUCCAGUAUUUAGAGAAGCGAUUAGCUGAGACCGAGCAAGAUCAAAGAAGCCGACCAGAGCCGGAUUACAUGCAAAUCGAGACAGACAGUAUAGUUUUAAAGACAGCCAAAGUCUCUGGACAUGCUUACAAUCAAGCUCUCCAGACCGUAAGCAUCUCGAUACGCAACUUGUAUACAACGAGUUGCGUGGGCAGUCACCCGGGGCUCCUCCAUGAAUCCAAGUUAUUUUACCCGACAGAACGACCUCCUGUCAAGGUUCCGGUACAUGGGUUCUACUAUGAACAUCUUGGAAAACGAGCAGGCUAUGGGAAUGAGUCUCAAUUCUCAGGAAUCGAUGCUCUGCGAAUCCCCUUCGAAGUUGCAAGGCACAUCUUUGACAACUACGUGAUUGCGAUCCUACCACGAUAUCCAUGCUUUACCAGCAGUGAGCUAUGGUAUCACUUUGGGCAAGUCUAUUCUAAACAGCAGGCGAAUGACUCCUCAUUCCCAGAUGUCAGCCGUUUUAUAGUAUCGAUGGUGUUGGCAGUCAGCUGCCUCACAUCGCGGCGUGAAGACUUCUCCAGAGUCGCGUCAAUGAGCGAGUCGCUUUACCGCGAUGCAAUGCGCCAUUGGACUUUCCUAAAGCACUCUAAUAUCAAAUCACUCCAGGGGCUUCUUUUGUUGAUACAACUUGGCCUUUUGUUGCCAUAUAUCAAUAAUGUAUUCUACUUGGGUGGUGAAACCGUACGCAUGGCCAUUGGAUUAGGCCUUCAUCAAGAGGUAGAUCCUACUAACGGGCUUACUUCACAGGAGGUCUAUUUGAUCGACAGGACUAUUGCAAUUUCAACAGGAUCGCCCCCGUGUGUGAGCGAUGGGCAUAUCACUACAUGCUUGCCUGGUGGUGUUGAAGAAGGGAGCCAUACUGCCGAGGUUUCUACAUCAUAUAGUGAUGGAAGGCUAAAUGCGAAACACUUUUUGCUACAGAUCCAACUAUGCCGGCUUCAAUCCGAAAUAUACGAGAUCAAAUUCUUCGAUCGGGCUAUCCCAGAUCAGUUUCCAAGUCACGACAACUGGGUUCAGCACAUGGAGGAGCGUAUAAGCAGCAUGCUUAAUCUUUCAGUCUCUUCGGAUGGUGUCGUUCCGCAAUGGAUAGUCAACAGUGCACAUCAUAGCCAGAACUUGUUGCAUCGACCAUAUCCCGGAAAUAUGGCACCAAGUCAUGCUUCCUUAAUGGCCGCAACGACAAGCGCGAUCAGCCUAAUCAAUGGCUACCACAAAUCUUUUCAGAACCCCAGAUUAACCUGGACUUUUGUGGUGGUCAACAAUGCCUUUCAAGCAGCAAUCGUACUACUGUACAUCUUCGGGAACUAUGGAUACAUCGUCCGUGAAGCUUCUUUAGAAAAUGAGCUCCUUUCCGCACUUGACAACUUGAUGGCUAUUCUUGAUGUUGGGGCACAGAGGUGGCCAGUAAUUGAUAUCACUAGCUUGUAUAUCAAAGAUCUCCGAGAUGUCGUAUUUUCGCAUCAACCAGGUUCGAUCGGCUCAGAAAAUGAUUUAAAACUCCUUGGGGAGCUUGAAUUACUGCUCUCGCAACGUCGCAUUCGCAGUAUAUAUCAAGCAAAUACAGAGAUCCAGCAUGAAUUUCUAUCUGUUGAACCUUCAUCGCCUCACGAAUAUUCUCAACAGCCAUUUUCAAAUGAUAUGUGGCAAGAGUUUAUUGGAGCUCAAUUCGAUUUUGAGGACGCAUACUCGCUUAACUUUCUCGAAUCCUCCUGGCUAGCUCAACAGCAGCAGACGCUUCUCACGAGUACUGUAGAGGCUACAAACGAAAUACCGACCUCAGAGCUUCCAAAAGACAUCAAGGAUGUCAUUGAUUCAAUGCCAUCUUGCAGCUUCUGUCGUGAUCAACACAUACGGUGCGAUCGUGAGCUUCCAUUCUGUGGUGCCUGUCAUAGAUCGCGCCGGGAGUGUGUUUAUUAUGAUCUUAUAUUAUCGCAAGAAAUUCCCCGAAGGAAUAUCCAUAAUUUAACCCAAAGGAUCACUGCGGCAAGCCAAUUUGUACCAACACUUCAAAAUAUUUCUUUAGCUUCUACAUUUCCUUCAAAGCCUGUCUCUAUAGCCAACUCACAGCCAACUUGGGGCAUCAAUCUCUUGAUCCCAGCUGCGGGAACAUCCAAGGUUGGGUCGGGAAAGUCACAGGACACGCCCAUGUCCUCUAUACGGACCACAAACCCGGAUUAUAUAUUCUUUGGCGUGUCAAGUCACCUUGCGUCGAUAAAUUCAAUUAUGCUUCCGCUUUCAGAAUACACCCCUGCAAUUUUCGGACGCGAACCCGGCGCCAGACCGAUCCCUGAUUCCAGCACACCAAGGGUCCAGGUUAACCGCCCGGACAUUUCGACCGCCUUGCGUCUCUUUGCAGUAUUUUACAGAUCAGUCCACGUGUGGUACCCCGUCAUGAAUGACGAGUCUUUGCAGGGUCUACUCUCAUGUUGCUACACCGAACCCCUUGGUUCUUGUUUGGACCACGACCAGGAGCUGUUCUACUUGAUUCUCGCUAUAAGCAGUCAAUUAACGAAGAGAGCCGAGCCCUGGGUGGGCUUCACGCCGGCUGCAUACUUUGACAAAGCCACUUCACAUGUCGACACAGGCUGUGAUCAUUCAUCGGGUUCCAGUACUUUGCAUAUGAUGCAAAGAUCUCUGCUCAUAUGUAUAUACUUGCUCCUGAGCCCUGGCGGAGGCGACAUUUGGAGGAAUCUCGGCUUUGCGAUUCGACUUUACUUUGAUAUGUCACACGGCCGUUCAGAGAACAUCAAUGACCUAGAUGAAGGCCAUCUCACUAUGCUCGCCAGAACCUUGUAUUGCAUCGAGGGGUACGUGCAGAUACCGGAAUCCAAGCACUGGACUGAUGACGAGAGCAGGAAAGUAACUACCGCAUUUGGUCGGCCAACGGUGUUGAUAACAGGAGAUAAAUUACGUGAUGAAUUGACCCAGCCAAUCUGUGACACCACAGAAGAACGCGUAUCUAUACAGUUCUACCGAAUCUCAACAAUUAAAAUGCAAGUCCAAAGCCUCCUGCUCUCCGAAGCAUCCAUGCAGUGCAAUCCAGGAAAACUGAAGGAAAGAUGUGAAAUGUUUCGAAAAGAACUACUCCAAUGGAACCAAUCUUGGAAAACGGACUUCAUGUCCGCUAUUAGGAGCGAGCUGCACGACUGGAAAGGAGCUGUCCAGUGUCUCGAGGCAUGGGGUAGCUUGCAAUACAAUUCGACUAUUCUCAUUCUCUCUAGGUUUUCAUCCGAAACGGCUGAAUAUGUUUUCAACGCUGUUCGAGAAAUUGUGUCUUGCUGUAGCCUCCUCGUCAGACAACAACAAUAUUCGUUUUGUGCUAUUCACGACGAUGAAAUAUGUCGCCAGAUUCCGGUAUUUCCCACUGAUUGGACCAUUUCACACCUUCUUUUCUCUGCUGCGCUUCAUCUGUUUUCUUCUGAGAAGCGAGAUGUGGCGGACCAUAAUAGUUGGGAACGAACGGUGCGAUCUUGCUUAGCAACUAUGGCGUUGAUGGAGGCUGAUCCAGCCAAUUUGUCUAUGGGUUUCUCGGAGAUAUUAGAAGGAUUGUAUUGUAAAAUCUAA
Molecule: messenger RNA, 3771 nt
Organism: Talaromyces rugulosus
Lineage: Eukaryota; Fungi; Ascomycota; Eurotiomycetes; Eurotiales; Trichocomaceae
Exons: 7
Coding region: 1-3771 (1256 amino acids)
Biological process (GO): DNA-templated transcription; positive regulation of transcription by RNA polymerase II
Molecular function (GO): DNA-binding transcription factor activity, RNA polymerase II-specific; sequence-specific DNA binding; zinc ion binding
Source: RefSeq, a predicted model, not a curated record